AUGUACAAGAAGGUGAGACAGACAGAGGAUCCCACGUCACUGGGCGCUAAUGACGCCGGUCAGCUUCUGUCGCGUCCAUACUUCAGUACAAUCACACUUUCUACAAUGGCCAACGGAGACGACAACUCGACUGGCGCCAUCGGUGCGAAGCCUGACCCGCACGGCUUGAACGAGGGACGCUGCAGUCCGGCAGAUGCAACUGUCCACAGCCGAUUGAUGCACCGCUCUCUGAUCGACUCGAGACUGGGCUCGAACACGUCGAAUUUCGUGGAAACGGCCGGCUACCUCGACCGUCGGUUGGACGACGAAGAGGCCUCCGGCUCGGUCCGCUUCUGUUCAGAUCGGGACUCGGGCUCUCCGGUCUCGUCUCCUUCGGUCGGACUCAACUAUCCGCCCGCCCGCACAGCAUCAGAAAGCGUCGUCCGUCAGCAUGACGUCAUGCUCAGUGACUCGAUCUCGCUCAAUCUCCGCCCAACAACUGUUGGCAAGGCUUCACAGUCCGGACAUCCGAGCCAUCUGCAGCCGAGCUCACAUUUCCUCCUACCCUCUGGACCCUCAUCGUCCGGCAGCAGCGGAUGGACGUCGCUGAGUGGCCAGAAGGUCUCCUACAUGCCCAUCAAGUUUCGGAAUCAAGGAGACGCGAUCUGCGAUGACAACUUGUCACUUUCGGCCUCGUCGGUUCAUCUUCUGGCCGGUGGCGACAGUCGGAAAUCACAAUUUUCCACACAAUCUCGUGACCAUUCGAGCGGACCGUCCACGGGACAGACCAUUCGCGUGUAUGAAAACAGUGAAAUGGACUCGGGUGUCGGAUCCGAACCGGUCGGUGUUGUCGGUGAAGGCGCCUUCAGCGGCGACGCCACGGUCGACUCGUAUUCGUCAAUCCACUCCUCACCGCCGGCCAACAAAGACGACGAGCCGGGCCUAAUCGGCUCUCUGUUUCGAGGCGUUCAGUUUAGAACGUCGUUCUACAGACCGGGACGACACAUUUCGCUGAACGCCGGCAAAACCAUCUUCAACUGGUGA
Messenger RNA from Protopolystoma xenopodis, 1023 nucleotides. Lineage: Eukaryota; Metazoa; Platyhelminthes; Monogenea; Polystomatidea; Polystomatidae. The record is from the annotation of a GenBank genome assembly.